AUGUCAAGUUCUAUGGAGUGCUCUGAUUCCGCCGCUACACGGAGAUUCUCCAGGAAGCCUAGCUUCUCCCUGACGUGUAGUCGUUUGAGUCAGUAUCUGAAAGAGAACGGUAGCUUUGGAGAUUUAAGCUUAGGGAUGUCAUGCAAGCCUUCUGAAGUCAACGGCAUCACACGUCAGCAUACAACAACCAUGAGUUUAUUCCCUUGUGAAGCUUCUUCCAUGGAGGCCGCUCAAGAAGUUAAACCCAAGAAUCUGUUUCCUAGGCAACCAAGCUUCUCUUCCUCGUCUUCCUCUCUCCUCAAGGAAGAAGAUGUCCCCAAAAUGACACAGACCACUACUACUAGAUCUGUGAAACCAGAGCCUCAAACAGCACCGUUGACUAUAUUCUACAACGGGGAAGUGAUUGUGUUCAAUGACUUUACUUCUGAGAAAGCCAAAGAAGUUAUGGACUUGGCUAGCAAAGGAACCGCUAAUAGCUUCACCGGUUUUACAACUACUGUUAACUUACCAAAGAAUCAAACUGAGGUCAUAAGCAACAUUCCUCAUCUCAUGAAAACCGCAGCACAAGAGCCAAUCUUGUCCUCUUCAACUGCAAUGGCAUGCGAACUUCCUAUUGCUAGAAGAGCUUCACUCCAUCGGUUCUUGGCCAAGAGAAAGGAUAGAGUUACGUCAAAUGCACCAUACCAACUAAGCGAUCCAGCCAAAGCGUCUUCAAAGCCUCAAACCGGAGACAACACCACUUCUUGGCUCGGUUUAGCAGCUCAAAUCUGA
Molecule: messenger RNA, 771 nt
Organism: Eruca vesicaria subsp. sativa (arugula)
Lineage: Eukaryota; Viridiplantae; Streptophyta; Magnoliopsida; Brassicales; Brassicaceae
Source: the annotation of a GenBank genome assembly